Messenger RNA from Colletotrichum higginsianum IMI 349063, 1893 nucleotides. RefSeq names its product Heterokaryon incompatibility protein. The transcript has a single exon. The record is from RefSeq and is a predicted model, not a curated record. The coding region runs from base 1 to 1893 and encodes 630 amino acids. Lineage: Eukaryota; Fungi; Ascomycota; Sordariomycetes; Glomerellales; Glomerellaceae.
AUGUUCUCAUACAGAAACCUUGCCCGAGAAGCUCGCGAGAUCCGACUCGUGCGCUUUUGCGUCUCUGGGAACGACGCAAUCAACCUGACCCUGACUCGGGCAUCGCUGAACGAUCCCCCCCCGUAUCACGCCCUAUCUUAUGUCUGGGGGGACCCGACACCCACCGCAACGGUCGACCUCGAUGGAAACCCAUUACCCAUUGGAAGCAAUCUCAAUGGUGCCCUUCUUCGUCUGCGCCAGAACGGGGUAGUGGCCUGGUUGUGGGUCGAUGCUAUCUGUAUCGACCAGAACAACCACGAAGAGCGGAGCUGGCAGGCAGCUCAGAUGCGCGAUAUCUUCGCCCAGGCCAGUUUGGUCUACAUCUGGCUUGGGGCCGACUACAACAACAGCGAACUCGUCUUGGAUACGACGCAACGCAUCGGUCCAGACGCUCUAGACGCCGGCAUUCUCGACUUGUGGGAUGACUGGCCGUUCCGGCUGGACACGGGGUCCGAAAAUAUGGGAGACGACAAGGCUCUCUCGUUCCUGGCCGAGCUGUUGACCGACGAAGCGCUCCGGUGCCCCGACUUGCCAAAGGCCAUAAUGGACCUCCUGGGACGCGCAAACUGGUUCCGGUCCUGGAUCACGCAGGAGCUCGCCCUUCCUCGCACCGGCCUCGUCAUGUGCGGCUCUCGGCACGUCUCCCUCGACGCUUUCGAUGCGGCCUUAAGUGCCGUCUACUUCGCCAAAGUCGGCCGCUUCGCCAGACAGCUUCCGGAAUGGCGGGACUUUGGUGCGGGCCUCGGGAACAACGUCUUUCACAUCCGCGGCUUGGUCGCGCGCCGUCAGCAUCGACGGGGCCGGGGCGCCGAUCUCGUCGAGUUCCUCCUGGCAGACCUCCGGAUCGCGCCCGACAGGCCAUUCUACGCCGCCACCGAUGCCCGCGACGUCAUAUUCGGGCUGCUGGGCAUCGCUGCCGACACGGCUCAUCUGCGACUGUGCCCAGACUACAGCAAGACGGUUGCUCAGGUAUAUACUACGGCCACGAAAGCCAUGAUCGAGCGAUGUGCGCAUUACAGACUGGAAUACUGCACGUUUCCGAAAGACACGCCUGACUUGCCAUCAUGGGUGCCAGACUGGCGACGGACCGGCUUGAAAGGGGUAGAGGUUUACCCCAUCAGCCAUCGGAACUGCUUCAGGAGCUCGGGAGACAGGCUCCAACCGCCGGUCACUGAUACUGAUGACCCAUAUGGAAGAAUACUUCGUCGGCGCGGAUGCCUCGUCGAUACAGUGUCCGCCGUACUCGUAAUCGAGCCGUCCAGUCGUGGCACUGUGACGCUUGCGGCGGCCCUGGCCUCCCAAGACUUGAUAUCUCGCACUUGCAUGUCGAUUCUAGAAUUCGCCGAGCCCAGCCUGAGAAUUGGUGCUCCAGAGGCCGCACUCUGGCGCACCCUCGCGGGUGGUUGGAUGGGCGAUACAAGAUGUGGCAGCGAAUUUGACGCUCUCGCCCCCAAAGCAUUCCGUCAAGAGCCGGUGCCAGUCUCGUCUCUCACCGGCGAACAGUUGGCAUACAUAUUCCGCAACACCUAUCCCUACCCUCUCGAUUCGAAACAGGUGACAGGCUCGGAGCUUCAGGCUCUUGUGGACACGUUUUGCGACAGGAUAGUAGGCAACGCUGCAUCAAGAAGCGGUGGGAGGGCGCUAUUUGUGACUGCGGGAGGCAAGUUUGGACUGGGUCCAGAGAAUGUAAUGAGAGACGAUGCGGUGACCAUCCUCUUUGGCACGCAAGUGCCGAUAAUUCUCCGACCCUCGGGAGAGUGUUUCACAUACUUGGGAGAUGCUUACGUAGACCGGAUUAUGGAUGGCGAGUUCAUGACAGGAUGCCCGGUAGAGAGCGACUUUGACAUCAUGUAA